UCCAUUUUCCAAAGGAGCGGGGGAGGAGGAGGCCGCGGUGUGUACAAGAGGUUUUGACUGAAGAAGAGGAGAGAGCAAUAAGAAUAGAAAACGCAGAAAUGUUCCGAGAGUUUUCCCACAGAUUUUGGAUGCAUAACGAAUUCGGUGGCAGAUUUGGAGAACUUGGAUGGGCCGCCAAUACCGUGGCGGUUCUUCUCCUUAUCCUGGCAUUUCAAUUGGCUGUCAAAACUAGGUUCUGGUUAGGGUUCCAAUCAUCGUCAUCCUCAUCAUCCUUCUUCCGCAAUAUCUGGUUCAGAUCCAUCUCCGUCGUGUCUCUUUUUACUCCUGCUACUGGUAAUGACUCCAAGACUUCCGAUUUUACCCGUUCUUCUUGCCCUUCUAAGUCUACUGAACCUCAAAUUCGAAUUUCAGAGAUUAUAUCCGACUUGGAUCUGAAGAGUUUAAUUGACAAUUUGGAUGAGAACUCUCAUGAAUAUCAGAAAUGGGAUAAUGUCAUAGACAGACAAAACACUCUACUUGCUUACAGCGCAAAGUGCUGUAGACCAAAGGAUGGUCCUUUGAAAUAUUUAAGUUUGACAACUUUUGAGAAUUGCUCUGCUGAGGUGCUGAGAGAUUUCUACAUGGAUAAUAAUUAUAGAAAGAAAUGGGACAAGACCCUGAUUGGGCAUGAGCAGUUGCAGGUAGAUGAAAGUAAUGGGACUGAAAUUGGUCACACAAUCAAAAAGUUCCCACUCUUGACCGCAAGAGAGUAUGUAUUAGCUUGGAGAAUGUGGGAAGCAAAAGAUGGAACCUUCUACUGCUUCACUAAGGAGUGUGAUCAUCCUUUGGUCCAAAGACAGAAGAAGUAUGUGCGGGUUGAGUUCUUUAGGUCUGGUUGGCGAAUCCGGAAAGUACCGGGCAGAAAUGCUUGCGAGAUCAAAAUGGUGCACCAGGAGGAUGCAGGUUUAAAUGUGGGGGUGGCAAAGUUGGCCUUUGCAAAAGGAAUAUGGAGUUAUGUCUGCAAGAUGGAUGAUGCACUACGCAAAUAUUCUGCCACCAACUAUCCCCAAUCUUGUUUCCGGAUGGUAACUGCAGUCACCCUUAUUCAGAAGGUCCCAGUUGGAUUUGAUACCGUAACCAACAACGUAUCAGGAGGAGGCCCAGCUUCCAAUAUAAUAAGAAGAAGAUGUUCCAAUUCUCGAAUGGAAAUGGAAACGGAAACGGAAGGGGAAGGCAAUGAAAAGGAGAAAUUCUCAAAGAAAUUUAUUAUAGGCAAUGGAAUUAUUUUCCUUGGUGGUUUGAUCUGUGUGUCGCGGGCUCCCUCUUCUAGCUUCGGUGCAAAGCUUGCCAUGGCUUACAUCUUGACCAAAUUGACCAAGCGAUGUGCUCCAGCAAGCAAACCAUAAAUAGCAUCAGUGUGUGUGUGUCCCAACGGUUUUCCGUCAUUGGUAUACACAUUUAUAGUAAUUUGGUAUGUACCAAAAAAUAGCGUAGGGGCAUCUGUAAGUUGGAUGAGGCAACUGAUUGUGCAGUUAAAUAAGUAUCAGUUGCUUCUUUUGCUCCCCUUCAUCAGUAUUAAUGACGGGGGAUUGUAAAUUUUUUUUUUUCCAAGGUCUGUAGGUUUUU
Messenger RNA from Diospyros lotus (date-plum), 1605 nucleotides. RefSeq lists its product as uncharacterized. Gene Ontology annotation, molecular function: lipid binding. Bases 99 to 1385 code for a protein of 428 amino acids. NCBI's taxonomy places the organism in Eukaryota, Viridiplantae, Streptophyta, Magnoliopsida, Ericales, Ebenaceae. The record is from RefSeq and is a predicted model, not a curated record. The transcript is spliced from 6 exons.